GUGGUGUAUGUGCACUGUUUGAAUUUACUGUACCGGUGAUUGCCUUCCCGACACUUCCGUCUUAUCGCAGUAAUUCUUUGAGUUACUACCAAGAUGAGCUGGAUGGAUGAGGGACUGGAGUCAACGGAAAAAAAGUCAAUGAGGAUGAUUUGCAAGACCCGUCAUGCUGGGACAAGUGGAUCAGGAAGAGGCUUCACUAAAGAAGCUCUGAGCGAGUCCAGCGAUGAAGAGUUUGAUAAGUUUCUUGUGGAAAACUUUACACCAAAAGCAAAAACCAGAGCCCCGAACCCUCGCAGUGCUGCUAAGACAGACAACUCAAAUGCGCUCGUGGUAAGCUCAGAUGAUGAAGACAAUUUUGAGGACUUUUUGCAGCGAGUUAAAACCCCUGCUGCCAAGGCGAAGAAAAGAUCUGAAAGCGGCAGUGAAGACAGCCUGAAAAACUUCAUUGUGAACGAUUUCUCAUCUGAUGACGACUUUAUUGAAACAAAGUCAUCCAUUAGAGUUCGUCCAGCGACCAUCACUCCAGCAGGACAGCCUUCAUUCAGAAGACCCCUCGCCCAUUUAAACUCCCCCGUCUUUGUUAGUGACAGCGGGGAUGAUGAUGACGAUAACAUCGUCAUAAGGAGCACUUGGAAGACUCGCCACUCAAAGCCCAAGCCUCCGCAAAAAGCUGAACAGAGAGAAAACGAGGAGGAAGAGAAUCGUUCACCAGCAUCACCGUUGCUGCCCAGUCUUUCCUUUUUCCUCCAUCCUCCCAGCAACACUCAGACAUUAAAGACUUCGCCCAUACGCACUCUCUCAGCCCCUUCUAGGCUGGAUGAGUCGAGCGGUUCAGAGGAAGAGUUUGGGUCCCUUUUGGAGAGGCUGAAAAAGAAAAAUAUUCUCACAAGCACCACGGUCACUCCGAAAACCUCUAAAGAAUCAGAAAAAAAGGUUGUGCUUCCAACUCCAGCUCUCAAGCCAUUCCCAAAACCAAACUCGAAACCAAUGAAAGAAAAGCCUGAAGAUGUGAAAGCUCAAGGGAAACCCUCCAUUGUGAAGCCUAAAGGCAGUCAGACUGAACCAAGACCCGCCACACUGAGCAGGAUCCCAAUGUGUAAGACCCCUGGCUGCUUCCUGGACUCCCUCACAAAUCCAGGGUCCAAAUAUGGGUCCAGUUUCAGGACAAAUAAGGAAGAACUCACAAGCAAACUGUACCAGCUCUAUAACACCAGUGUUUUCGACGACAAGCUUCCAACCGAUAUGUCUGUUACCUGGAAUAAGAAGAUGCGGAAAACAGCCGGGUACUGCAUCACAGGGCAGGAACGAUGCGGAGGAAGCCGAUACGCUCGCAUCGACUUGUCAGAGAAAGUCUGCGACUCUGCAGAUCGCCUUAGAGACACUCUGAUCCAUGAGAUGUGUCAUGCUGCCACAUGGCUGAUAAAUGGUGUGAGGGACGGACAUGGAAGUUUCUGGAAGAUGUAUGCACGGAAAGCCACGAUCGUACAUCCUGAGCUUCCUGUUGUGACGCGCUGCCACAGCUAUGACAUCAAAUACAAGUUCCAGUAUCAGUGCACCCGCUGCAAGAACAUGAUCGGCCGUCACUCCAAGUCACUGGACACUCAGAAGUUUGUUUGCGCCCUCUGCACUGGUCAGCUGAUCUUACUUACGCCUGUGAAGCCCCGCGCUCCCACUCCAUUCGCCACGUUUGUCAAAGAGAAUUAUGGGAACGUGAGGCAGGAGCUGAUGGGGCAGAGCCAUGCGGAAGUGAUGCGAAAACUGAGCGCAGACUUUGCCUCCAAGACCAAACUCAGUGAAAGCUGAUGGAGCAGAUUUACUGCAAACCUUUUACCUCAUUCAGUGACUCUUACUGCCUUGGCUACGGUGAAAUUAUAUCAAAUCCUUUUUUUUUUUUCCUUAUGAUUUUGACUGGAAAUGUGAACCAGAACAGCCAAUCUGUUGAAUGUUGUUGUGCUCAGGUAGAUGUAAUUGUUUAAUGACUGGUCAUUUGUUUACAAGCAGGGAAUAAAUUUUUCUAAUAA
Molecule: messenger RNA, 2021 nt
Organism: Cyprinodon variegatus (sheepshead minnow)
Lineage: Eukaryota; Metazoa; Chordata; Actinopteri; Cyprinodontiformes; Cyprinodontidae
Gene: gcna
Product: acidic repeat containing
Exons: 13
Coding region: 94-1803 (569 amino acids)
Cellular component (GO): nucleus
Source: RefSeq, a predicted model, not a curated record